Molecule: messenger RNA, 2458 nt
Organism: Triticum urartu
Lineage: Eukaryota; Viridiplantae; Streptophyta; Magnoliopsida; Poales; Poaceae
Biological process (GO): circadian rhythm; regulation of DNA-templated transcription
Source: RefSeq, a predicted model, not a curated record
ACCGCUCGGCCAUUUGCCGGCCACCACGCGUCUGCCGCUCCCUGGACUCGGACUCCGCUCGUAUCGGUUGAGAGAGAGAGAGAGAGAGAGCAGAGAAGACAGGGAGGGGGGAAGAGGCCGUCUGCGAAUUUGAGGAUUUUCCUCUCCCUCUCUCUCUUUUGUUCGUAGCCGUCUGGAUAUGCUACCGCUGGCACUCGGGAGAUAGCACGAAUCGGGCGCGGCCGCCGCUACCUGAGCUGGAGUGGAGGAGGAUGUUUGAUUGCAACGGCGAAUCCCAGCAGCAGGUAGGGGAUGGAAUCUGGGCUGAACUCAGGGAGAAUGAAGACCAUAUAACACCUUGCCCCAAGGAUACGAAGGAUAGUAGAUCAAUCUGUGUUCGAGACCAGAAGAAGAAUGAUGAUGAAGCAGCUAGUGUUGUGGGCCUUACUGAAUGUACUUCAGGGGGUCAAACUGAACAUCCUGGUUUGGAAAAGCAGGCUGCCACUGAGGCUAGUGGACAUUAUUCAGCUGCACAACAUGACAUAGAAUCCUUGCCUGACCUGCCUCUCCUGAGCACUACAUUUGACAGAAACUACAAUGACGAUAAUAUAGCAUCAACAUAUUUGGAUUUCAAUUCUGCAUCUAGUUUACAAAAAGUUACCAGAAGCGUGUCAGUGCAGCUGGAUGGUGAACCUGAAGUGUUUGGCAACGAGCAUGAAGAAAAGAGCAACAACUUUCUCGACUGUGACUGGGGCAAUAUUGGAGAUUUUGAUGAUUUUGACUACUUGUUUAGCAACACUGAAGCCUUAUUUGGAAAUGAGAUGAUUUUUAAUGGCAGUGAUUUCCUUGUUACGAGUUCAGAUGUGGUUGACGGUACUGUACAAUCAAUCCCCUUUCCGCGUGUACCAUUAAAUAAGCAACCAUCUUCUGAUUGUGGAUCUUCUUCGGUUCUGAUUAAUUGUAUUCCCAGUAAAAUAGCCAAACAAGAAAUCAAGGGAGAUGUAGAGAAGAGACCAAUGAAAUCACAAAGAAAACCAGAUGAAGGAAGCAAAAGUAAAACAUCCAACAAUACAAGUGGUUUCUCCCAGAAGCAAGGACACCAGCAACCAGACAGUUUGCAUUCAUUGUCCGAACCUCCUGUCCAGCAUUUUCAGACUCGUCAAUAUGCACUACUCCACGAUAGCAAGAAUAUGGAGCUAUUUCAAGAUGCUAUUCAGCUUGUAUUCCCUGGCUAUGGAUAUCCUGCAUAUCUGUGUCCUACCAUUCCGGCGGUGUCAAAUAUUCAGGCUGAAGGCCAUCAGACAAACCCAAAGGCUGCAUGUUACCAAACUUCAGUAGAUCCUCUGAAGCAAUCAAGUUCCACAGAAAAGCCACAAGAUAUGCCAUCAAGGGCACUGAUGAUGACACCCCAGGAAAAGAUUGAAAAGCUUAGGCUCCGGCAACAACAACAUGCCCUGAGAGCUAUUCAACAACAGCAGCAGCAAUUUCGUCAAGAGGGUUCGGGCAGGGACACUUUGGUACCUCGAGCAUACUCCCGAAGGAAGAAGAACUCAGAUUCAUUAGGGAGUUCAGGUAUCAUAGACGAAAAUGCACCAGAGCAGACUUCAGCUUGUCGUAAAGAGAUUCAUAAGAAUUCUGGAAUUCCUGAUGAUCCCUUUAUAGAGGAAAAAAUAUAUUAUGAGCUUAAAGAUGCCCUUGGGAAGCUGGAUGCCAGAACUCGACUCUGCAUUCGAGACAGUCUGCUUCGAUUGGCUCAUAGUUCCUCACAGAGACAAAUUGCUGGUGACAGAACUAGCAGUAACAAGACUAAAAGAGAUGAAGAUGAAGUUUCAGAAAAUGACGCAUCCAACAGGAGAAAAAGAUCUCUGGUGAAGGAAGCAGAAACAGACACCAAUCCAGUUGAUCGAAUUGUAGCCCAUUUGCUGUUUCAUAGACCAUGUUCGACGGUUGCAACACUUGCAAAGGAAGAAAUCGCAUCCUCGACUCUGAUGUCACUUGAAGCUGAUUCCAAGAUGCCUGGGGCCAUGCCUGGGCGACCAUCAGGAGAUCAACAGACUGCGCAGGAAAUGGCAAUUCAGCCUUCAGUGUAACGGAUGUGUAUUCAGAGUUUACUCAAAUGAUAGUAAAAUAGGAAUUCUGUAUUUGCAUUUUGAUACGCCCAUUUCCCCUGGAUGGUUGGUUUUUCUCCAUAGAGUACGCAGAUGGAGACCAACGUGACAUCCGAAUGGUACCCUACUUCUAUAGACAGCGGCCGCAGCGUCCCGCAGGUCUUUGUAUUGUAUUUUAUAGCACGUUUGCCGUUUUCAGGCUUUUUGACCCCUUUGCAUCAGAUCCAGCAAGAAUUGCAUGCACUAGACCAAUGUGGACUUGUCGACAUGAGAGUGAGACUGGAAUCGUGUAUAGAGCUCUAAGACAGCUGCUCUGUACUUAUUUUUGGGGGUAAAAUACGCCCGCGCUAAAGUUCACUUAUGUCAUUGUA